Durio zibethinus is the source of this 3869-nucleotide messenger RNA. The record is from RefSeq and is a predicted model, not a curated record. NCBI's taxonomy places the organism in Eukaryota, Viridiplantae, Streptophyta, Magnoliopsida, Malvales, Malvaceae.
UUUUUCUUUAUGUGAAGAGAACAAUGGCAGAACCAGUUUUGUUCAAUAUAGCUGAUAGGAUCCUGGGAAAGCUAGGCAACCUUGCGGUCCAGGAAAUGGGAUUGGCAUGGGGUGUCAAAGAAGAGCUUGAGAAACUGAAAAAUACAGUUUCCACCAUCAAAGCUGUGCUUUUGGAUGCCGAGGAGCAGCAUGCAAAGAGCCACGAGGUUAGGGAUUGGCUUGGAAAGCUUAAAGAUGCAGUUUAUGAUGCAGAUGACUUGCUAGAUGAUUUUUCAACUCAUGUUUUGCAACGCCAAGUCAUGAUGAUGCCGGGGAAAAGGGGGAUAAAGCAGGUAAGCUUUUUGUUUUCAAAAGCAAACCAAGUAGCUUACAAUCUUAAGAUAGGUCAUCAAAUCAAGGCCAUUAGGGAGAAAUUAGAUGCAAUAGCUGCAGACAAAACCAAAUACCACUUUACAGAUCAGUCCCCUAUAAUCAUGCCAAUUGUAAAGGUUGAGAGGAAGCAGACACAUUCGUUUGUGCGAAAGGAAGAUUUAGUUGGGAGAGAGGGUGACAAGGAAGCCAUCAUGAAAAGGUUGUUGGACUCUGACGUUGUGGAAAAUGUUUCAGUCAUACCAAUAGUUGGGAUAGGGGGGCAAGGCAAGACCACUCUAGCUCAAAUAGUGUACAAUGAUGAAAAAAUUGUGAAACAUUUUGAGUUGAGAAUAUGGGUUUGUGUUUCCGAUGUUUUUGAUGUUAAAUUAAUUGUUCAAAAGAUUUUGGAGUCUGCAACUAAUGCAAAAUGUGAAUAUUUUGAGAUGGAUUCCUUGCAAACUCACCUUCGUAAAGGAAUUGAUGGCAGAAAAUAUUUACUCAUCUUAGAUGAUGUAUGGAAUGAUAAUCGGGAGAGGUGGCGAAAUUUGAGAGAUUUGUUAAUGAAUGGUACGAGGGGAAGUAAGAUAGUAGUCACUACGCGUGCUCAAGUGGUUGCUGCCAUUACAGGCACAACCGAACCUUAUCUGUUGGAUGGUCUUCCAGAAGACACGUCUUGGUCCUUGUUUGAAAAAAUGGCAUUUAAAGAAGGCCAAGAGCCAAAUAAUUCGAGAUUAGUAGCAAUUGGGAAGGACAUUGUCAGAAGGUGUGCUGGAAAUCCCCUUGCCAUUAGGACCAUAGGAGGUGUUCUAUAUACAAAAGAUACAGAAACAGAGUGGCUCUCUUUAAAAGAGGGUCAACUUUUGAUGGUUUCCUCAAAAGAAGAUGGCGUAUUAUCCAUACUGAAGUUGAGCUAUGAACAGCUGCCACCAUAUUUAAAACAGUGCUUUGCUUACUGUUCCUUGUUUCCCAAGGACUAUGAAAUUAACAAGCAAAUGCUGAUCUCACUUUGGAUUGCAGAAGGGUUUAUUCAAUCAUUCCAAGGAAUUCAAUGCCCUGAGGAGUUGGGUGAUCAAUAUUUCAUGGAUCUCCUAAGGCGAUCUUUUUUCCAAGAUGUAGAAUAUGAUGAAUGGGGCAAUGUCAUAAGUUGCAAAAUGCAUGAUCUCAUGCAUGACCUUGCUCAACUAGUUGCAGGGAGUGACAGCUCCAUUGUAGAUCUGGAUUGUAAAAACAUAUCUGACAGGAUUCGUCAUGUAUCAUUCAAUGCUGAGUUAGAUUCAUCCUGGAAAAUUCCAACCCCGUUGCUCAAAGCAGACAAAAUCCGGACGUUUCUUCUUCCUGUACAACCUAUUCAUCGUGUGAUUUUGGACAAGGUUGAUCAUGAUGCAGUCAUUUCAAGUUUUAAACUUCUGCGUGUAUUAGAUCUACACAAUACAGGUCUUGGCAUUCUGUCAAGUUCCAUCAGUAAGUUGAAACAUUUGAGGUAUCUGGAUCUCUCCAAGAAUGAAGUCAUCAAAAGAAUCCCAAGUUCCAUGACUGAGUUGCUUAAUUUGCAGACACUGAAACUCUAUUCUUGUAAGAGAUUAGAGGAGCUGCCGAGAAAAUUAAGAAACAUGACCAGUCUUAGGCAUCUUGAGACUGGUCAGUGUACUGGUUUGACACAUAUGCCAUCUGGGAUUGGACAGCUAACUUCACUUCAAACAUUAACACGAUUCAUAGUGGGCGUGGACUCUUUCGAAAAGACUAGUGGGGGUCUAAGGGAAUUGAAAGACCUAAAUGACCUGAGGGGAGAACUAAUGAUAGCAAAGCUGGAAAACUUGAAAAAUGUUGCAUCAGAAUGCAAGGAAGCAAACUUGAAGGAGAAACAGUACCUUGAGGUGUUGACAUUAGAAUGGAGCCGAGAAGUUAAUAAUCAUAUAAUUUUUGAAGAAGAUGAAGCAUUGUUGGAAGGCCUCCAGCCACAUUCAAAUCUUCAAGAAUUUCAUGUUUAUGGAUAUAGAGCUGAAAGGUUCCCGAAUUGGAUGCUUUUUAACAUGUCAUUGCUACUCCCAAACUUACUUGAAAUCACCAUAUGGAGUUGCAAUAGAUGCAUACAUCUCCCAUUGCUCAGCCACCUUCCCAAGCUUAAGGUGCUUAGGCUUGAAGUGAUAACUGCUGUGGAGUACAUUGAAGAUAGCGGUGCUGAGUCUUCUUCAUCUUUAUCAUUUGGAGGCAAUCUGUUGAAAGGAGGAACCGAAGGUAAAGAAUUCUUCCCUUGCCUAAAGGAAUUAAUGCUUUUUGACUUGCGUAAUCUGAAGGGAUGGUGGAGGGAAGACUCUGCAGUUGCUGAUGAUAAUUGUGGCAAAGCAGCAGCAUCACCACAAAGGCCAUUGGAGCAGAAGGAACCAAUGCCUUCAUUCCCUUGUCUUUCAAAAUUAAGCAUUGGGAUUUGCACUAAUCUGACAUAUAUGCCAUUGCAUCCUCAUUUGGAAGAACUGCAGCUAAAGAAUGUGAGUGCAAAGCUCUUGCAACAGUCAGACAUGAUAGCAGCAGGAACAGAAGAAAUUCCAAUUGCAGCGGCAGCAGCAAAUUUUUUGAAGGUGAAGGUUAUGCAUAUUGAUGGUAUCAUAGAUUUGCUGUCAUUUCCAGAUAAGAGGCUUCAUCAUCUUACAUCUCUUCAGCAUCUAUCCAUAGACAACUGCCCCAAAUUGGUAUGCCUACCCGAGGAAGGAUUGAAGAGUUUAGCUUCACUCCGGUUUUUCUAUAUUCGUGGUUGUGAAAUGUUGAAGUCACUUUCUAAAGGGUUCAGACAUCUAAAAGCCCUUGAAGAGCUUGAAAUCAAAGAGUGCAGAGAGCUUGAUCUGUCAAAAGAUGUGGAGGAGAAUGCCAUGGAAUUGCAUUGCCUAAAGAGCCUCCGCACACUGAAAAUUGGUGAUAUGCCACAAUUAAGUUCUCUGCCUGACGGUCUUCAACAUAUCACCACACUGAAAUAUAUUCAGAUUUCAAGCUGUUCUAAUUUGAAGAUAUUGCCGGAAUGGAUUUGCAAUCUGACUUCAAUUCAAAGAUUUGAAGUCUUUGACUGUCCUCAGUUGGCAUCAUUUCCACAAACACUGUGCUCUGUCAAAUCCUUACAGUACCUGGAAAUUUCGAGUUGUCCACAGUUAUUGGAUACAUGCCAAAACAAAACAAGCAAAAAUUGGUCUAUGAUUGCUCACAUCCCCGAGAUUUUCAUUGAUGGAAAGAAAAUGUGACCUCAACUGAUACAUAUAGAUAAAAUUCUCCAUUGGUUGUCUUUUACAGGGGAAAACAAACAAUUACGAUGCAGAGAAAUCCAGAGAAAGCAUAUGUUGAUGUAGAUAUUCAAAGCAUCUGCUUCUUUAAUAAUUCCAUUUUUUUUGGAGAAACAUUGUACAUUAGUUGACGUUAUAGGUUGUCAGGAAAACCAUUUGCACCUGCAAAACUUAUGCUGAAUUACCAAACAAAACUUAUUUGUAAAAAAGUUCAUGAUUUGCCCUUUUCCUUUGUCUUUCCUUUUUACUCAA